Messenger RNA from Ophidiomyces ophidiicola, 1878 nucleotides. RefSeq lists its product as uncharacterized. Gene Ontology annotation, molecular function: borate efflux transmembrane transporter activity; solute:inorganic anion antiporter activity. The transcript has 4 exons. Gene Ontology annotation, cellular component: plasma membrane; fungal-type vacuole. The record is from RefSeq and is a predicted model, not a curated record. Bases 1 to 1878 code for a protein of 625 amino acids. Lineage: Eukaryota; Fungi; Ascomycota; Eurotiomycetes; Onygenales; Onygenaceae. Gene Ontology annotation, biological process: monoatomic anion transport; monoatomic ion homeostasis; transmembrane transport.
AUGGCCCGCUCUUGGUUCCUUCGGCGUCUUGUCCCGCGCAGAAAGGAGCCGGUGGCCGACUUGGAGACUUCCAGCAGCGGCCAGGCCGUGACGCCUCCGCGGGAAGAGGGUGGGACUGCCGGCGGAGAGAGUCCCAGUCAUAGGCCGUCUGCUGUGCGACGAUUUGCUGGGCUCUUCGAGCGCGGCGGCUCGCUGCAGCCGCUUAGGCUUUUGGCGCAGGAUCUGCGAAAUGUACGGCGACGAUAUAUAUCGGAUUGGAAAGUCUUCAAUCAAUUGGUCUUUGCAAGUGCGGUCUAUGUUUUCUUCACGAACUUGCUGCCGGGGAUCACGUUUGCGAGCGAUCUCUACGUGCUCACUGGCAAAAACUGGGGGACUAUCGAGGUAGUACUGAGUACAGGCGUCUGCGGAGUUCUCUUCUCUUUAUUGUCGAUCCAACCGUUGACGAUCUUAGGUGUGACGGGCCCAUUUUCUGUGCUUGCAGAAAAUAUAUAUUCUUUGUGCGAGGAUUCUUUCAAGAUACCGUUCCUCCCGUUCAUGGCAUGGUCGCUCAUCCAUGCUGGAUGGCUUCAUAUCCUCUUGGCAGUUUUCAAUGCCCAUGACUGGACUAUGCAGUAUGUGACCACUUUUUCAACGGAGAUAUUCUCCCUCCUCAACAGUAUUAUAUACUUCCAUAAAGCCGUCCAGGAAUUGGAACGUGCUCAUGCCAAUCUUUCCUUUGCCGCAUUUCUGUACGCAGUGAUUGGCGCGAUUGGGACCAUGCUGGUGGCAAUAUUUUUGUCAACAGCGCAGCACUGGAAACCUUUAUUUCAUCGUUAUAUUCGCCUUGGAUUAUCUGAAUAUGCUGCCGCUAUAUCGAUUAUAAUAUUUGUUGGAAUGCCUUAUAUUGGAGAAUUGGCGCACUUGGACAAAACUACGCUCGUUGUUUCUACCUCCUUUCGUCCCACGUCGCCGGAUCGUGAAACGUUCCUGGUCGAGUUUUGGAAAUUACCAGUUCGCUGGGUAUUUGCAGCAAUCAUACCUGCACUUAUUAUCACCAUGCUCUUUUUCUUUGAUCAUGAAAUCAGCUCUAUAAUAUGCACUAUUGAGAGAUAUGGGACGCGGAAGCCUGGCGGCUUUGCGUGGGACAUCGUGCUCCUAGGAGUUACAACGGCUCUUUGCGGUAUUCUAGGUAUUCCGCCUGCAAAUGGCUUACUGCCACAAGCUCCGCUGCAUUCAGAAUCCCUCUUGCAUACAGAAAAGGAAGAGGUAAUGACGGAAGUCGACGGAGAAACGGAGGUCCGUAUGAUCGAAAAUGACCGCGUAUAUGAACAACGAUGGUCGCAUUUUCUUCAUGCUUGUGGUAUUCUCGUCUUCAUCAGCCCGCCUCUAAUGAAAGUUCUCGGCCUAACACCCACAAGUGUUCUGGCUGGGCUGUUUCUCUUUAUGGGUGAGCAGAGCUUAUCGGUCAACCCUCUUCUUUACCGCUUCUUCCAUCUUCUAUCCUCUCCUUCCGAGCUUCCUCCCCUUCCAGCUCCGUUGUCUAACUCGUCGUACCUCCCCAUUCACCUAUAUACCAUUCUCCAGGUCGUUCUAACAACUGCAAUAUUCAUUUUAACUCUCACGAAAGGUGCACCUACAUUCCCGGUGCUGAUUAUUUUGCUCGUUCCGUUUAGACUAUUACUUAUGAACCGCUGGUGGAAAAGAGAUGUACUUCGGUUUGUUGAUGGGUGGGCAUGCAGACCAGGAACUCCAGAAGACGAUGAAGAUGCGAAAGGGAGACGUCAGGGGGUAAUAGACGAAAAAACUGAAGAGAGUCGGGAGCGUAGCCCUAAAAGAGAUGACGGCGUUUUCCAGCAGGGCUGUGAAGUCCGUAUUUCGGAUAAUGUGAAGGAAACCUAA